Molecule: messenger RNA, 640 nt
Organism: Durotheca rogersii
Lineage: Eukaryota; Fungi; Ascomycota; Sordariomycetes; Xylariales; Xylariaceae
Exons: 4
Coding region: 203-424 (73 amino acids)
Source: RefSeq, a predicted model, not a curated record
GCUUGGAUUUGUGGGAGCCGCUGAGUUUCGAAAGAAGGUUAACUCGGACGCUUGGCAUCAGCGAAUAUUUAUAACCGAAUAAUUUCCGUCGGGCGUAGUACCGGGUCAGUUCCGGCUACACCUUCUUAGUAGAGGAACCCCUUUCGAGUAUUGGUGACUGUGGCUGUUGAGGAUCAGAUGUGUCUUUGGGUGGUUCGACCUUAUGAGGCGUCUUCGUGUCAUCAUCCUCCCUGCGUUUGUUGGACGUUCCGACAUUCUGGGCAUAAGCCCACGCGCCUAUCCCACGAAGGUCGUUGCCGAUAUUGGAAUCCAUGUCGACUACUUAACAGAGCUGAUGUGUGGUCGGCGUGACGAAAUGGAAGCCGUUAGUUUUUUGGUGUCGAUAUAUUCAUCGCGAAUCGAUCUAUCCAGGAGCAAGAAGUGAUAUAUAACUGUGUCAGUACUGUCGACAAGGUUGAAUGUCGAGGCUGGCAUCGUAGCACCCAUACAACCCAAGUACCUCUUCAGCUCUCCUCUCGUGCGGCGAACUUGAUGUGCAUUUCAAAAGUGUAAGACGUUGCAUGCAGACGUUGUUAUGCCUUAGGUGCAUGGUAGGCUUAUCGACAUCGGAAAUACGAAGCCGAGGCAUACGAGUACGAGC